This is a messenger RNA of Symbiodinium natans, 993 nucleotides long. Lineage: Eukaryota; Dinophyceae; Suessiales; Symbiodiniaceae. The record is from the annotation of a GenBank genome assembly.
AUGCUGAGCUGGCGUGCUCUCGUUGUUGGCUGUGGCCGAUACCACCUCAACGAGGAUCUGCCCCAAAGCUGUCAGGAUGCCAAGCGAGUUUUUCAAGCGUUUCAUAGUGCUGUUGCUGAGCACGACCAUGGUGAUCACGUCUUGCUGCUGGAGCCGUCAGCAGCCGUGUUGAAAGCAGCUGUGGAGCAUUUGGUUGCACCCCCCACUGACGGUGUGCGCAUGUUUCUGUACUUUGCUGGCCAUUGUUAUGAGCGGAACGGGAGGAACUACCUGCAGCCAGGGACGCGGGAACACGAUGAUGAGAAUGACGUUUGCGUCCAGGCACUCCUAGCCGACUUGGAGCGGAACAGCUUGCUUUUCGUGGUGGUUCAUGGUUGCCGGAGGCGCGACAGCGUCGGAAUGGCGCCACCUCCGAGUCCCAGGCCACAUUUUGCCAAAAGAAACUUAAAGUCUGACUGGGCAUUCCUCUUUUCUUGCUUGACAGGGGAGUGUACACUGGAUGAGUCAACAUUUGCCCAAGAGUUCUGUAACUUACUCCAAGAGCCUGGGCUAGCCUUGGAAACACUUGUGCAGCGACUGAAGUCCAGGGUGCAGCAUCAUCGUAUUGAGGCGCACGUCAGCCUGCGCCGCCCGACUGUCAUUGUUCAACCUGACACGCCGGACGACAACUCAGGACCAUGGAAUACUACAGAGGCUGAUGAAAGCAUCAGGUCUGCUGGCAGCCCCUCAGCAUCUGUGGUUCCAAAGGUCCAUCUCCCGAGUCGUUUGUCUGGCAAACAGCUGCAAGGGUUCAAGUUGAUGCAAACCUUCCACAAGAACGGGCAAUUCAAUCUGGUUAGAGAGGCCUUGCGGCGAGUGCAUGAGACAUCAACACAUCAUGACGACAGAGCCCUGGCUGCAAUCUUACAAACAGAGGAGCACCACUUCAACGGUUCGUACGAUCAUUCACACAAAUCGCUUGUGCUGCUCGGGACCAGCCAGCCUCGCUCGUGA